UUUGCGUAUAUAUAUAUGAUGAUUAUUGGAUGCAUGCGACUUCAUUAUCAUAAUACAAUCACAAUUUGCAGCCAUGGAGAAAAAGCUUUAUUGCAAUUUGCCAUAUGCAUUGCUAAUCACCAUAGCCUUCCAAAUGCUUUCUUCUGAAUCCAAACAGCCUCUGAGCCUUGCAACUGAUCAAACUGCCCUUCUUUCACUCAAACAACACAUCACCUCCGACCCUUCUCUUUUACUCGCAACUAAUUGGACCAAUUCGAGCUCCGUCUGCAGUUGGAUUGGCGUCACUUGCAGCUUACGCCACCCAAGAGUAGCUGCCUUGAAUCUCUCCAACAUGGCUCUCUCCGGCACCAUUCCACCACAGCUCGGACGCCUCUCCUUCCUCGUCUCCCUCAACCUCAAAAGCAAUUUUUUCCAUGGAGAUUUGCCACAGGAACUGUCUCUCCUUCGCCGUUUGAAGUUCAUAUCUUUCCGACUCAACAACUUCACCGGAGACAUCCCUCCGAUGUUGGGUCAGUUACCAAAAUUAGAGUACUUGUCUUUAAGCAACAACAGCUUCAUAGGUUCCAUCCCAAAAUCACUCUCAAACCUAACAAACCUACAAUUUCUUGACUUAACUUACAAUUCUCUAAGUGGAGAAAUUCCAAAAGAGUUUGGGAGACUUCAAAGGCUACAAAUUCUAGCUGUUCAAUACAAUCGUCUAUCCGGUGCUAUACCAUCAGCCAUAUUCAACAUAUCGACCCUUAUAUAUAUGGCCUUCAUAGACAAUGAAUUGAGUGGAAGUCUUCCAACAGACAUGUGCCGUAAUCUUCCAUUUCUUACUGAGAUUUAUGUUUCUUACAAUCAGCUGAGUGGCGAGAUUCCCACAAAUAUAUCCCAAUGUUCACGGCUUGAAAGGCUGGACCUCUCUUACAACUCUUUUAGUGGGGAAAUACCUUCAGAAAUCGGCUACUUAACAUCCCUUCAGGGUUUAGCUCUUGCUUCUAACAAUUUGAAAGGAAUACUACCACAUGAGAUUGGCCAUCUUCAGAGUCUGGUUACUUUUGCAGCUGGAGAGAAUGAGAUUGCAGGCUCAAUUGAUUUCAAUAUUUUCAUUAAUAUGACUUCUCUGCAAAACAUAUAUCUAAACCGCAACAAAUUCACGGGGAACCUUUCAAGGGAUGUCGGGAAUAUUACCAUGCUAACAGAGUUAUACCUCUCGGAAAAUCAUUUUACAGGGCUUAUUCCCACUGAAUUUGGCCAACUUUACCAUUUGAAGAGAUUAGUACUACAAUUGAACACAUUGAGUGGUUCGAUUCCACAUGAGCUCUUUAACAUUUCAACUCUUCGGAUUCUUUCACUUACCCUCAAUGCUCUGUCAGGGGUUCUUCCAACCCAUUUAUGUCAUGCCUCUCCCUCUCUCGAAGAACUUUAUCUUGGCAAUAAUUCCAUCACCGGAACAAUACCCAACUCCAUCUCUAACUGUUCUCGACUCACAAUUCUCAUACUUGCUGAAAACAAAUUCAGUGGUUAUAUACCCACUCAUCUCGGCAACCUAAAACAUCUCCAAAGACUUGAACUGUACAGCAACAAUCUUACCCAAGCACCAUUUUCUUCCUUCAUUACAUUAUUGACAAAUUGCAGGUCUCUAACUCAUUUGUCAUUUGGUGAUAAUCCUCUAAAUGGUGUUAUUCCAGCUUCUGUCGGGAACUUAUCUUCCUCCCUUUCAACAUUCACUGCCGGCAACUGCAAAUUCAGUGGCAGCAUUCCUGUUGAAAUAGGCAAUCUAAGCAAUUUGAUUAAAUUGGAUUUGCAAGGCAAUGAGUUAUCUGGUAAUAUUCCACCAACUAUAAGCCAUUUACAUGAACUUCAAGGAUUAGAUCUGUCUCAUAAUAUGUUAGGAGGCUCAAUACCACAUGCUAUAUGUGAUCUAUUCAGCCUCAAUACUUUAGUUAUGAACCAUAAUCAAUUUUCAGGCCCAAUUCCUAAAUGUCUAGGAAAUGUCUCUUCUAUAAGAAAUCUUGGUCUAGACUCCAACAUGUUGAAUUCAAGCAUACCUUCAAGCUUAUGGGGCCUAAAAGAUUUGAACUCUCUAGACUUGUCCUCGAAUUCAUUAAAUGGGUUCUUACCACAUGAGAUAAGUAACUUAGGAGCAGUAAUACAUAUAAACUUAUCGAUGAAUCAGUUGUCAAAGUCUAUUCCUAGCACUAUUGGGAAGUUGCAGAAUUUGAUUAAUCUGUCUCUGGCAAAUAAUAGACUAGAAGGUUCUAUUCCUGUAUUUAUGGGAAGCAUGAUCAGUUUGGAAAAUCUCGACUUUUCGUACAACAACCUCUCUGGUUCAAUUCCAAAGUCUUUAGAAGCACUUCAACAUCUCGAAUACUUUAAUGUCUCUUUCAAUAGUUUAAGUGGAGAAAUUCCUAAUGGAGGUUCUUUUAGAAACUUCACUAUGGAUUCUUUUAAGGGUAAUACGGCGUUGUGUGGAAUCCCCCAGUUCCAUGUCCAAACUUGCUCUUCCAUUUCUAAUCAUAGAUCAAAGAGAAAGAAGGUGGAACGAGCUCUAUUUAUUGUUUUCGGGGUUGUGGCUUUCAUCUCAAUUGUUUCUUUGGCCUUCAUAAUUGUCAGAAACAAAAGGAAAGAUAAGACGACUAGAGAAGUUGAUGAGUUGAUAUUCAUUGUGCCGGAAAGAAUAUCUUAUUAUGAACUGCAGCAGGCAACGAAAAAUUUCAAUGAAAGCAAUUUACUUGGCACCGGGAGUUCUUGCUCUGUCUAUAAAGGAAUUCUUAACAAUGGGAAGGAUAUCGUUGUCAAGGUGUUUAAUAUGCAGCUAGAAGGUAUUUCAAGAAUAUUUGAUGUCGAAUGUGAGAUACUACGUAGCAUCCGACACAGGAAUCUGACAAGCGUCAUAAGCAGUUGCUCCAAUGAAGAGUUCAAGGCAUUGGUACUUGAAUAUAUGCCAAAGGGAAACCUUGAAAAAUGGUUAUAUUCCCACAACCCUUGCUUGAAUAUGAUGGAAAGAUUGAAUAUAAUGAUUGAUGUUGCAUCUGCAUUGGAGUAUCUUCACCAUGGUUAUUCAAUGCCCAUUGUGCACAGCGACUUGAAGCCUAGUAAUGUGUUGUUAGACGAAGACAUGGUUGCCCAUGUAAGCGACUUUGGGAUAGCAAAGUUGUUAUGCGAUGGAGAUAGCUUUGUGUUAACCAACACGCUAGCAACAUUGGGUUACAUCGCUCCAGGUGAAGUUUCUCUAAAUAUAUUGAUUGCACUCACUUUCAAUCAAUUAAUUAUAUGUCUUCUUACUGCAUACAUCAUGAUUUUUGUUGUUCCAGAGUAUGGCUUGGAAGGGCUACUUUCAACAAGGUGUGAUGUGUAUAGCUACGGGGUGAUGUUGAUGGAAACUUUUACGAGAAAAAGGCCUAGUGAUGAUAUGUUUUGCGGAGAUAUGAGCUUAAAGAGAUGGGUAGAACUCUCACUUUCGGAUGUCCCACAUGAAGUGAUAGAUGCCAACUUAGUCAUGAAUUUGGCGGAAGAAAUGAUUGACAAGAAUAUGCAGUGUGUAUCAUCCAUGCUUAAAUUGGCUUUGAAAUGCUCUGCCGACUCUCCUGGGGAUAGAAUCAACAUGAAACAAGCACAUGCAGAGUUGCAAAAAAUCAAACAUCGAUUUUCCAAAUGAGAUUCAAGUAAGCUAUUUCAAAGUUUCUAUGUUACUCCUAAAAGGAUAUUCAUAUCCCAUAUUUGUAUCACAAAGUUAGCUAAUGAUGUCUUCUUCAUUUGGUGGCUUUGAUGAGGCAUGAGGUGUUGAAGAUUUUGAAAAGGCAGUAGAUGCUAAUUGUGGUGAGGUGGAUGACAUAAAGAAUUGAAAAUUUGGCUUGGUCAUUUUGUUGGUUUUUGUUAUCACUAUUUGUUGGUUUUUGCUAUCAUUGUUUGUUGGUUUCUGCUUUUUUUUUCUCUUUGUAAUAGACAUGUAUAUACAAGAGCACACCAUACUGCACAUAAUCAGCAGCUGCAUCUAAAAUCCUUUCUCAUCCACAAUUUGGAACCAAUUUAUUUUCACAGAGGUAAACCAACUCAUAUAUUCACUCAAUAAUCACUAAUCUAUUUCAAGAAUCACCAUUUUUUUUACACAUGGAGCAACUUAUUACAAAUUGACUUCGAGUAUAUAUCUAUAAUCUAUACACUCCAAGGCACUUUUCAGCAUUUGAGCAAUCAAAGUAUUUUUAUAAGAAGAUGCUUUUGUGUGUGCGAGAGAGGGAGAUUUGGGGGAAGGAAGGAGAGAGAGAGUGAGGGCAGCGCCCUUCGCCGGAGCAUGAGGCGGUGGCGAAUUCGCCGGUGGCGGGUGGCUGCGUAGCAGAGGGUGAGAAGGGAGAGAGAGUAUGAUGUGAGGGAGGAGGGACCGAUGCAAGAGAGAGAGAGAGAGAGUGAGAGAUGUUUAAUUUUUUUUUUUAUCUUUUAAGAAUUUUCAAAAUUUGACUUUUAUGUUUGGCCCCUAUCUAUUUAAUUUUGUUUGGGCUCUUAUUUAAUAAGUGGGCUGCAUUUUUUUUUAAGUUUGGGCCAAUUUAUAUUAACAUCUUUAUUUGUUGGUUUGCCCAUUUAAUUUAUUAAUUGAACCAAUGACUAGUUAAUUUGAAUUCUGAUUUAAUUAAUUAAAUUUCACAUUAAUUAUUUCUCUACAAGUGUUAUUAUAUGCAUAUAAUUGUUUGAUUAUAUGUUUUAAUUUAUAUACUAAAGUCUUACCAAUUUAUGGAAGAAAAAUAUUUUUAAGUUGAUUUUAUGCUCAAGUUGAGUUUUUAAGUAAAAGUCGAGCAAGGGUAUUGUUGGAACCCUUAGCCAAGAAAAUGAAUUUCAAAUUUUAUUUUGAAAACUCGGGUGUUGCGAAUCUAGUUAGAAAGUGAUGACAAGUUAUGGAGGCUAAGGCUGAUUUUAGGACUACAGUUUAAGUUGAGAACUUAUCUUAUAGGUCCUACAGAAGAAGAUAUUUAGGUUCCCGAUCAAGCUCUAUUAAAUUGUUUGGAUUGUCUCCAAAUCAGGUGAGGCUUUAUUUACGAAAUGUAUGUUUGAGUUAAUAAGCUCAGUUUUUUUAAAAGUUAAAGUUGAUGGUUCAUG
Salvia miltiorrhiza (redroot sage) is the source of this 5073-nucleotide messenger RNA. Its product is annotated as receptor kinase-like protein Xa21. The record is from RefSeq and is a predicted model, not a curated record. Lineage: Eukaryota; Viridiplantae; Streptophyta; Magnoliopsida; Lamiales; Lamiaceae. Gene Ontology annotation, biological process: protein phosphorylation. The transcript has 3 exons. Gene Ontology annotation, molecular function: protein binding; ATP binding; protein kinase activity. Bases 74 to 3643 code for a protein of 1189 amino acids.